This is a messenger RNA of Cyclopterus lumpus (lumpfish), 957 nucleotides long. RefSeq names its product zgc:171566. Lineage: Eukaryota; Metazoa; Chordata; Actinopteri; Perciformes; Cyclopteridae. Gene Ontology annotation, cellular component: vacuole. The record is from RefSeq and is a predicted model, not a curated record. The coding region runs from base 1 to 957 and encodes 318 amino acids. Gene Ontology annotation, molecular function: gamma-glutamyl-peptidase activity. The transcript is spliced from 9 exons. Gene Ontology annotation, biological process: tetrahydrofolylpolyglutamate metabolic process.
AUGUGUCGGCCGAUCGCGAUGCUGUGCGCGCUGCUGUGCGUCUGCCUCGGCGCGGCGCAUCUGUGCGCGGCGGGCACGAGCCGGACACUCAACCUGAGACCCGUCAUCGGUGUGUUGGCCCAGGAAAACCUUCCAGGAGACCUGUCUGCUCGCGGCUCAUCAUACAUCGCUGCCUCCUACGUUAAAUACAUAGAGAGCGGCGGCGCGAGGGUUGUACCCAUCAGAAUCAAUCGCACAGAAAGAGAGUACGCAGACAUUUUCUCCUCAAUAAACGGGUUGCUGCUGCCGGGAGGAGGCGUCGAUAUUGAAACGUCGCAGUUCAGUCGAGCUUCCAAGAUCUUCUACGACCUGGCUCUGAGGGCCAACGACGCCGGGGACUUCUUCCCUAUCUGGGGAACUUGUCAGGGCCUCCAGCAGCUGACUGUCCUCACGGCCAACGAGAACCUGCUCACCCUCACCGACACCAGGGCUGUGGCUCUGCCUCUCAACCUGACCCCAGCGGCCAAGUCCAGCCGUCUCUUCCGAAAUUUCCCCGAAGAACUGCUGCAGACUCUGGGCAAGGAAAACAUCACCUCCAACUUCCACAAAUGGAGUCUGUCUACGCAGAACUUUAGCCGAAAUGCCAUUCUGAAGAGGUUUUACAAGGUCCUGUCCACUAACAAUGAUGGGAAGAAAGAAUUCAUCUCCACCAUGGAAGCCUACCGCUACCCAUUUUAUGCAGUGCAGUGGCAUCCAGAGAAAACCACCUUUGAGUGGAUUGAUAAGCCGGGAAUGAUUCACUCCACCGCCGCUGUGAGAGCCAGCUUCUACACUGGCAGCUUCUUUGUCUCUGAAGCCAUGAAGAACCAGCACCAUUUCUCCAGCCCUGAGAAGGAGGAGCAAGCUCUCAUCUAUAACUUUUCUCCCCUCUACAUAAGGGGUCGCGGCAACUUCGUGGAGAACUAUUAUUUCGAUUGA